Pelagomonas calceolata is the source of this 1086-nucleotide messenger RNA. Lineage: Eukaryota; Pelagophyceae; Pelagomonadales; Pelagomonadaceae. The record is from the annotation of a GenBank genome assembly.
GGCUGCCCAUUUUGCGGGACGACUCAGGCUGCACGCCCGCCGAGGCCAGCAGUCGGACGCCUGCAGUGUCGCCUGGACGCCCACGACUCGCCCGAACGCCUGAAAGCGCCUCAAAGUGCCACUGCCCGCUGGACAGGACGAUGGCCGCCCAAAUGACGGCCAAGGAGCUGGCCAAGAUGGUCCAGCUCUGUGGGAGAGCCGAGGCCGGCGGCGUCAUCGACGACGAGGACGUCAAAGAACUCAUAAAAGCCAUGGACGACGCCGCCCUACCAACGUUAGUAAGAGAGGAGAACUGGCGCAAGGCUCAUGAGAGAAGGAAGAAGCGCAACAACAAACCGGACACGCCGGAAGAUUCAGAAAGGUACAUUCCGUUCUACGAGAAGGAGGCGCGGCUCGACAACGCGGUGCGGAUGCUGCAAGAUAAACUGACAGCUAACACGCCCAAGGGCGAAGCUCUCAAGUUAUUUCGACGAGCGGCCCAUGGCAAUGAUUCCAUACCCGUGGCGGAGCUCAUCCCGUCAUUAAGGGAAACUUUAAGGAUCUCCGAGGCGGAUCUAUCAUCUACAGAUUUGGAGAACAUGAUCAAGGCGACCACUGAUAGGUUUGCCGAUGAUCAGGGAAAUUUGGACCUGGAGUGGAUGAGUAACGAAGCUGAACGGUUAAUGAAGACGUGGGAGGUCGAGCGCCAAACGGAAAAACGUUUGACCCGAGAGACGCCGAUGCAGCGGUCCCGACGCAUAAAACGGGAGCAGACGCAGAUGAGCGCGGCGGAGCUCAAAGAACGAAGGGACUUGGAGCGGGCGGCGCAGAAGAAGAUCGAUCGACGGAAACGCGUGGUAGAAAGGUUGGAUGACAAGUCGGGCAUCGACGCCGAGACGGGCGAACCGGUGCAGAUCGAGGAGGAGGUGCACGAGCGCACGGACCAAAUCAGGUGGAAGACGGGCCAUCUCGCGCCCCGCGCUUAUGCGGAGGGGCCUCCAAUAAGGCCGCCCGGUUCUCCGCCGGAAGCGGCGAAACGGAAGGCCGCGAAGAUGAGGGCGUCCGGCCAGCACUGGGGGACGUGGUAGUAAGAUAGUUGUACUAGUA